CAUGCUCGAAUGGUUUGGCAUCUGUUGUUGCAGUUCCUUCAUCUCCUGUAUGUGUUCGGUGAUUGCCACAGUUUGGUGUUUGUCGCCCCGGCGGACAUAUUUCCGCGAUGGAGUUAAGCCUGACAGAAACUCCAAAAUGGAGAGACCCAACAGCAGAUCAGACAUCGAAGGAAAGAAAGACUCGAUGUGCAGAAACAAGGGUGGCGGAGCUGAGCCCCAACUUUGCUCGAUGGAUGACAGCUGUACAUCAUGCACUUGCAUCGGUCAAAAUUUCAUUCGAGAGCCUUUUUCACAUGUCCCUUAUGCUUCUAAUCCUGGGUACGGAAUGCCAGGAUCCUGUCGAUUACCUUGUCAGUUGACGACCAACAGUCCCUGCUGCGUCAUGUCUGGCAGGCCAAUUUCUCAUCCCAAUUGCCGACCAAUGAAUUCAGACAUAUCGUGUCGUCCUGUUCCUACAGAGAACGAUAUUAAGAAGACCAUCGAUGAGUAUAACACUGUGUUUAAACAAUACAAUGACCUCAUGACGAAGGAAGCUAUACGACUGGAGACCAGAAGACUGGAGAAAUCAGCUUCAAAGACGUCUUCGUUUGGACUGUCUGUAUCGGCAGCAACAGGCAUCGAUGAUUAUGAAAUUAACACACCUGGAAAUGGAGAAAAAAUGCCUGUCAAGAAAAUGAAGGGUAGUAAACGUCACAGGGAGAAACAGAAUUUACCCAGUAAGUCGAAUGGCAAACACAAAGAUCGGUCUAAGAAGAGGAGUAAGGAACGCGUUAAAAACAGAAGUAGCAGAAAUCGUUGCACCUGUAAACCGAAGAGUACAACAAGCUCUAAGUGCUGUUGCGAGAGGAAGGACCCUGACAAAGUGAAAAAAAGUAACUCAUUGAAUGUGCAAAUGAAUGCCGUCGAGGAACGAAACGAGAGAGAGGAACCGGAUCUUUGUUGCGAGUCGAUUUACUCUAAUUUUGUAAAUAACAAGAAGUAUCCUUCUCGACAGUCCUCGUGGCUGCAGAAGGCAGUUCAGAAGGUACGGGAACACGUGCGGAAGGAUGAGAACGAUCGUUGCUGCAUCUGUAAUAGUGUCGGUAAUGAUAAAUUUAAUCACAGGAUGUCAAGGAAAAGAAGUUAAGAUCUAACAUUAAAA
Molecule: messenger RNA, 1141 nt
Organism: Orussus abietinus
Lineage: Eukaryota; Metazoa; Arthropoda; Insecta; Hymenoptera; Orussidae
Exons: 2
Coding region: 2-1126 (374 amino acids)
Source: RefSeq, a predicted model, not a curated record